AUUUUCCUCAUUGAUUUGAUCUGCCUCCGUAUGUGUGUUGUUUUGAUGAAUCUACUUUUUUAUUUUAUCUGUUAAAAGAAAAAGCAUAUCCAUUCACAGGAAAUCGAAUAUAAUUAACUUUUAGGUAGAUUCGUCAUGUUUCUCACACAGUGUAGACUAUAAGAUUUCGUGAUAAACUUCUGUGUUGUCUCAGCUUAUCGUUGAAGGAUAACUGGUAUUCUGUUUUUGAAGAACCCAGCCCUUCGAUUUGGGCAACUGUUUCGAAGACUAGUGUAGUGUUUGCUGAUGUCAAAGAGUUAGUUUCGCAGGCGUCAUGGACGGCCACGCCGAAGGAGACCGCGACCGAGCGAUGUUGGAUGCAGCGGAGGGGGAUGUCGGCCGAUACAGCAUGGUGCGUUGCGUGUCGCAGUCGUCGCUGGACGAGUCGUCGCAGCGGCCGGGCGCGCCGGACGCGCCGGCCGCCGCCGCGCACGCCGCCGCGCUGCUGGCCGAGCUCGCGCGCCUGCGCACGCUCGCCGCGCUCACCGACGUGCGCCUCAUAGCGCAGGCCCCGCCGGAGUCGGCGGAGAGCGGCGCGGCCCCCGGCGCGGGCGUGUGCGCGCACCGCGCCGUGCUGGCGGCCGCCUCGCCCUACUUCCACGCCAUGUUCACGCAGUUCGACGAGCGCACGCGGCCCGUCGUCACCAUACAGAAUGUGGAGCCGUCUGCGCUGGAGACGAUCGUGGAGUACAUCUACACGCCCGAGUCGCUCGUCAUCACGGAGGACAACGUGCAGGGCCUGCUGGCGGGCGCGUCGCUGCUGCAGGUGGCGGGCGUGCGCGCCGCCAGCUGCGCCUUCCUGAGCGCGGCGCUGGCGCCCGACAACGCGCUGGGCAUCCGCGCCUUCGCCGAGCUGCACGCCUGCGCCGCGCUCGCCGCCGCCGCGCGCGCCUACGUCGACGCGCACGCGCUCCAGGUGAUGGAGAGCGAGGAGUUCCUGGCGCUGACGCCGGACGUGCUGGCCGACAUGCUCGACAGCGACCGCAUCACGGUGCCGAGUGAGGAGGUGAUCCUGGACGCCGUCAUCCGCUGGAUGCAGCACGACCCCGAUGAGCGGCGCGAGUCGCUGGGCGCGCUGCUGGAGCACGUGCGGCUGCCGCUGCUGCCGCAGGACGCGCUGGUGGCGCGCGCCGCCGCCGAGCCGCUCGCCUCCGCGCCGCUCAAGGUCAAGGACCUGAUCAUCGAGGCGCUGUCGUUCCACCUGAUGCGGCCCGAGCGGCGCGCGGCGUGCGCGGCCGCGUGUGCGCGCGCGCGGCCGCGGAGACCGCCGCGGGCGCCGCGCGCGCUGCUCGUGGUGGGCGGCCAGGCGCCCAAGGCGGUCCGCGAGGUGGAGCUGUGCCCGCUGGAGGGCGAGGGCGGGUUCCGCGCGGCCAGCGAGCUGCCGUCGCGCCGCUGCCGCGCCGGGCUCGCCGCCGUCGCGGGGAAGGUCUACGCCGUCGGCGGCUUCAACGGCACCCUGCGCGUGCGCAGCGUGGACGUGUACGACAUCUCGCGGGACGCGUGGUCGGCCGGCCCGCCGCUGGCCGCGCGCCGCUCCACGCUGGGCGUGGCCGCCAUCGGGGACACCAUCUACGCCGUGGGCGGGUUCGACGGCGCGACGGGGCUGUCGUCGGCGGAGGCGCUGGCGCCGGGCGCGGCGGCGUGGCGGCCCAUCGCGGGCAUGUCGUCGCGGCGCUCGUCCGUGGGCGUGGGCGUGCUGGGCGGCCGCCUGUACGCCGUGGGCGGCUACGACGGCGCCAGCCGCCAGUGCCUGCACUCGGUGGAGCGCUACGACCCCGACACCGACACCUGGGAGCCCGUCGCCGACAUGUCGGCGCGGCGGUCGGGCGCGGGCGUGGGCGUGGUGGCGGGCGCGCUGUACGCCGUGGGCGGGCACGACGGGCCGGCGGUGCGCCGCAGCGUGGAGCGGUUCCGGCCCGGGGAGGGCUGGAGCCCGGCGCCGCCCAUGUGCACGGCGCGCCGCAACGCCGCCGUGGUCGCGCACGCGGGCAAGCUCUACGUCGUCGGCGGGGAUGAUGGCGCCGCUAAUCUGGAUACAGUUGAGGUGUUCGAGCCGAGCACGGAGACGUGGUCGCUGCUGCCGGCGCGCAUGUCGCUGGGGCGCUCGUACGCGGGCGUGUGCGUGGUGGAGCGCGCGUGAUGCCCGCCCGCCGCGCCGCCCCGCGCGCCGCCCCGCUCGCCGCCCCGCUCGCCGCCGCCGAGUGCCGCGCUCGACCCCGGGUACGUGAACGUGGGCCUGCCGGCCGCGGGCGGCGUGCGCUGGCGCGCGCUGUACGCGGGCCGCGCGCUGCGCCCCAUACACCAG
This is a messenger RNA of Amyelois transitella, 2344 nucleotides long. RefSeq names its product kelch-like protein 3 (gene kel). Lineage: Eukaryota; Metazoa; Arthropoda; Insecta; Lepidoptera; Pyralidae. Gene Ontology annotation, molecular function: protein binding. The transcript has 16 exons. The coding region runs from base 314 to 2179 and encodes 621 amino acids. The record is from RefSeq and is a predicted model, not a curated record.